AUGGAUUCUGGUCUACCUCAGGCUCCCAAUAAACGGCGGCGUCUGGACGCUUCGGUCCCGUCACUACUGAACCCAACAUCCAUCGUGGUGCCGGAUUAUACAGACCGAAUCAUCGCGGAAGAUGUCAACCAAAAUAAUGAAGUGACAGGGAAUUUUCCAACUCCAUUCAAUUCUUAUCAGGCCGGCGUCGGGAAUAUUGCACAGAUACCUCAUACCGGACUUCCUACAGGGUUUUCUUCAUCAUUACCGCAAAGCCAUUUCGAGAACAUUUCAAGAAAUGAAAGGUUUGGGGGAUUUCCCACUGGUUUCGAGAACCACACGCCAGAUACAGUGAAUCAAAACUAUCAACUUGAAGUCGCCCAAGGAACAGCAAGCCAAUUUCAAAAUUGCAAUCUACAAUACGAAUCCUACUAUCCUAAAGAGCUUCCUCCUUUAGUGGGCAACUCCAUUGGCAGCCAGCGCCAGCCCUCGUCAAUGUUGACUCUCAAUCCAGUUGCGACGGAAAUCCCAAGUAAAAUGUCGGUAUCAUCUCUGUUCCAAACUGCCAUAACAGAGACUUCAGCUCCAACUCUAAGUUCCAUUUAUAAAGAUUAUCAUACGCAUCCUGGGGGAACUGUCAUAAAUACUGUUUGUUUUGGUAUGUUUUCAGGUGUUACCGGAGAAUUUGAGGUUUCUUUCAGACAUGGUGAAGAGCUACUACCUUCCCCCCUUCCGGUACAUUUAGAGACAGCUGGCAGUUUUACGUGCGAUACCGUUGCUGAACUAAAGGGAACCGUCUCAACUCAGCACACGCAACUAUUGCAGGCAAUACUGGACGAGUCGUCCAUCCGAAUUCAAGCCACCUGCACUUGGGAUGAAAAAGGCAUUGAGGCUCAAUGUCUUAAUAGCAUUCUACCUAAACUAAUUCCUUGUUCACUUUCCUUCACUCUCUACGGGCCGAUGGAACUAUGUGAAGAACUAGGAACCUUCUUCCAAGAUCACGAAAUUUAUUUACAGGAUCCUUUAAAUUGCGAUGUGAACGUGUUGCAAACCGACAUCCUUGAGGUCUUUGACGUGCAGGGCAUACCCCAUCAAUCAUACCUUCUUGAAAUUCUGGAUCAGCAAGAAGAUCUUCCUGAAGCUUCGCAACCUUCGAUAAUUCAAGCACAGCUUGAAAGACACCAGAAACAGGCCAUGAGCUUCAUGUUACGACGAGAACAAGGAUGGGCUUUUGAUUCAAGCAGUGGAGACCUCUGGGGCUGGAAGAAGACUGGCCAGGGCCGAUUCUUUAUCAAUAUGAUUUCAGGAGACCAUCAGCGGGAAGAACCCAAGCAAUUCUUCGGGGGCAUAAUUGCGGAUCCUAUGGGCCUUGGGAAAACUUUAACCAUGAUUUCUCUUGUUGCAGCAGAUCUGGAAAGAGAAAAUACUAAAAAUGGAGCCUUUGAUAUGUGCACUUACAGUUUUGAGAGCAAUGAUGCAACAUUAAUUGUUGUGCCCCCUGCCCUUCUAGACACCUGGGAGGAGCAACUAUCUCAGCAAGCCCAGACUAGAUAUCUCCCUCCUGCGUUGGCCAUGUACUUACUUCAUAUAGCACACUUCAUUCGCAAUAGCAGUUCACAAAUGGCUAAAUCCGUUUGCAACAUUCAGGCAUCCGCGCGAUGGGCAGUGACAGGUACCCCGAUUCAAAAUAGACUUGGAGAUCUAGCCGCGCUUUUCAAAGUCCUUGACGUUUAUCCAUACGGCGAUAUCAAACAUUUCGAUGCCCAUAUUACCCAUUUAUGGAAAACCGGUGAAUCUGAAAAGGCCAUGGAGAGGCUUAAAAGAUUAUCCAGAUGCCUUACUCUCAGAAGACCCAAGACCACAAUUAACCUCCCCACAAGAACAGAUCUCCGAUGUUUGGUGAAUUUCACACCCGACGAAAGGGCAUUGUAUGAGAAGACCAAAAGCCAGGCAAUUGCACAUUUUACAGAAGCUGCAACGCAUGAAGGAGCUGACCAUUUGCCAUCCAUCACAUUUGUCAACAUUAUCCAGCAAAUCAAUGCGCUGCGCAUGGUUUGUGAUAUGGGAAUGCACUACUAUUCCCGAUACGAUGUCAAGCCAGCGGAAUACAACACUCCAUCCGAACCUACGGAUUGGACUAGUGUUGCGCAACAGACAUUUAAUUUCCAGUGUGAAAUCACAUCUAUUGCUUGCCAACUGUGCAAGUCAACGCUUGACAUAACAGAACGACUAUUUAGCGAUUCAAACAACCACCUGGCAAACCCUCUUUUCUUUCAGUGCCGGAAAUUUGUCUGUCCAGAUUGCGUCCAACAUUCACGUGAAGGCCACACUAAAGACUUUCUAUGCGGCCAUAGUCCCCCUCAUAUAUUUGCUGAAGUUUCAUUAAACCGAGACAUUCUAGAGGAUAGCAUCCUCAUGCCAGCACACUCUGUUCCCCGACGCAAAGUUCUGCCGAACGGGCUUCCCUCUAAGGUAACCUCCUUAUUAAGGAGACUAAAGGACCAGGCGCCUAAUACAAAAAGCGUGGUAUUCUCCACCUGGAGAAUGACCCUGGACGUUGUCGAAUCGGGCCUUGAAAAAGCUAAGAUCCAGUUCCUCCGGUAUGAUGGCAAGGUCCCACAAAAGGAGAGACAUCACAUCCUUGAUAGAUUUCGGCGAGACCCUUCUAUCUCUGUUUUACUUUUGACCCUGUCGUGUGGUGCGGUCGGUUUAACCCUUACCGAGGCAUCGUAUGCUUAUCUCAUGGAGCCCCAUUGGAACCCCACAGUAGAAGAGCAGGCACUUGCUCGAAUCCACCGAUUGGGCCAAAAGAAGGAAGUGACAACAGUCCGGUUUUAUGUCAAGGACACGUUUGAAGAGCGUGUAAUGGAAGUCCAAAGAUCCAAAGAGGAUUUGGCAGGGAUGCUUUUUUCAUCCGACAACAGCAAUAGUCAAUCUGGGAACAAGGCGCGUUUGGAGCUCAUUGACUUGAUAGCGCCUUUGUAG
Molecule: messenger RNA, 2964 nt
Organism: Talaromyces rugulosus
Lineage: Eukaryota; Fungi; Ascomycota; Eurotiomycetes; Eurotiales; Trichocomaceae
Exons: 12
Coding region: 1-2964 (987 amino acids)
Molecular function (GO): ATP-dependent chromatin remodeler activity; ATP binding
Source: RefSeq, a predicted model, not a curated record